UAAAAUUCUGCAUUUGAAAAGUUAUCUGUCAAAUCAAGACUGCGUUGCAAGCGUGCUCACUGGUCUUUUUGCUCAGCGUUCACCCUAUUCUCAUAUUGUUUUGGUUUCUCCCUGGCCACCACCGUUAUAAAUUUCACACAUGGCACGAGAAUCAACUCCACAAAAACACAAAUAAACCCAUUUUUCACAAUCAUGGAGAAACAUUGGAGAAAUCAGCAACCAAUUUGUUAUAGUAAUUACUUACUCUAUACUAAAUGGUGGUGGUGGUGGAUGAUGUGAUGUUACGUACUCUGGACUGGACUACUUUACAGCCAGUCAUCUGUUUGCCGUCAUCAAUUCAUCAUUCAUGACCCAAUCUUAUCAUAUUAAUUAAUUAUGAGCUCAUCUCAUAAUCUCAUCGUCCAACUUGAAUUACAAGGUUCAACCAGCCAAGUAAAGAGGCCGUCCCAAAUUCCAAAGUUGAAAAUGCACUGAUUCUAAACUAUCUAUCGUACUAUAAUUCCGAUAGUGUGAUUGUUGAAGUACCAUUUUUUAUAUCGAAACCGCGCACGAAAAUUCAAUCCCAUCCUACCUAACCAUGGCAGGUUACAUUUUAGGUCGGAUGUUUGGAGUAGAAUCAUACAAAGACAAGACCACGGCGCUUGUCCUGACAGCACAAGAAUCCGCCUACAAAGCCCUACUUGUGGUCACCACGUUCACGGCAGUGUUAUGGAUGAGCAUAUUUCUCUAUGCUAGUUUCUAUUAUAGUUAUAUGCCAGCAAUCUCACAUAUUAGACCAGUUCAUCUCCAAUAUCAAUCUUGCGGACGAUCCCCCGGCCUGUGCUCAUUCCCAUCAGCCAAUGUCACACUUACUCAGCGCCAACAAUUACUCAUGAUUGGUCAACCCUAUAAAGUUGUCGUGGAACUAGAACUUCCAGAAUCACCUCAUAAUCAGGCGACUGGAAUGUUUCUCGUGUGUGGUAAACUUAAAGGAGCCGAUGGUUACGUCGUGGAAGAGUCGUGUCGUUCUGCAAUUCUUCAUUAUAAAAGUUUUCUCCACAAUAUUAUCGCGACCAUGCUGUAUACUCCAUUUCUACUGGCUGGGUCGGCCGAAGAGAAGCAGUUGGUGGGAGUAGAAUUAUUUUCCGGAUUUACAGAACAUCCAGACAACCCAGUCAUUGAAACUUAUAUUGAAAUACAAUCCCAACAUGUUCACAUUUACCAGACAUAUCUCAAAAUUCAUGCUCAUUUUACGGGACUUCGCUACUUUAUGUACCACUGGCCAUUCUUAGCCGCUUCUUUAGGAGUCUCGAUUAAUUUCUUCUUUCUUACUAUGAUUGCUUUCUUGUCGUGGUACAAAUUAUUCGUCCCCAAACAAACCAUUCUGCAUGUCGGGUAUGAUGCAAAUGCUGCCCGAUCUGUGGAAGAAAAGCGACGUAUUCUUGCCAGAGAAAAGUCCAUAAAAGAGCGUGACGAAUUAUUUGCCAUGCAAAAAAUGGAACAAGAAGAAGAGGAUCAAGAACAAUUUAUUCCACAACCUAAAAAGCACCAAAAGAAAGUGAAAGACAACUCAGACGCCAGGUCAAAAAUGGAGGAAGACGAACUACCAACGUUUCCCUCAAGCAAACCUGGAUAUGAGUCGUCAGAAUUUUCCAAGAAAAAGGGUGAUAUUCCUACUAGAAAGAAAAGAGAAAGGUCCUCAGAUGAAUUUGAGGUUUUAGAGGAUGCUAAAGGCGUCGAGGACUAUUCUGAAGAAGAAGUUGAAGCAGAAGAUGACAAGGAGAAUAGAGGAGAAGGGCAUUCUAAAGAACAGAAAAAGAAGCCCCUAAAAUCGGACGAGUCGUCAUCUGGCAGUGGGGGUGUGAGAAAAAGAAAAAACUAAAUUAUUCUUUUUGGGAAUGGUUCAAUUUUCCAUUUCAUCAUCGAGAAAACAUUGUGAUGUAUAUUGUAGACUUCUUGCCAAAAAUAGUGUUAAUGACAACAUAUCCGACCAAAGUGUACUUAAUUUAGUUAUAUAUAAAUGACGAUACAAUGUGACAAGUUACCAACCAGGAAUUUAUGGAUUUACGUAUGCAUUUAUAGUUGUAGUUAUUACGAUGCUCACAAGCUACUUAGCAAAUAUUACAAUUUACUGUUCCUAUCAUAUAUGUACUCUAAUAUUGGAGUUCCAUAAAUCAUUCUGUCAAUUAACUAUUCCACAACGAGUUGCAUUUAAUGUAAUUGAUAUUAUUAAUUAUUAACUUCAACUGAAAUUAAUUCAAAUACAUAUUUAGAUAAUCAAAACCAGA
Folsomia candida is the source of this 2267-nucleotide messenger RNA. It is a transcript of the gene Seipin, whose product is annotated as seipin. The coding region runs from base 578 to 1861 and encodes 427 amino acids. Lineage: Eukaryota; Metazoa; Arthropoda; Collembola; Entomobryomorpha; Isotomidae. The record is from RefSeq and is a predicted model, not a curated record. Gene Ontology annotation, biological process: lipid storage; lipid droplet organization. The transcript is spliced from 7 exons. Gene Ontology annotation, cellular component: endoplasmic reticulum membrane.